Messenger RNA from Dipodomys spectabilis (banner-tailed kangaroo rat), 1555 nucleotides. It is a transcript of the gene Fndc4, whose product is annotated as fibronectin type III domain containing 4. NCBI's taxonomy places the organism in Eukaryota, Metazoa, Chordata, Mammalia, Rodentia, Heteromyidae. Gene Ontology annotation, molecular function: protein binding. The transcript is spliced from 7 exons. The record is from RefSeq and is a predicted model, not a curated record. The coding region runs from base 401 to 1093 and encodes 230 amino acids.
UCUGCGGAAGGCGGCGGCUGCGGGCCGGCUGGCCCGGACGCUCACAUUCCGCUGCAGGGACGGGCUCUGGCAGCCGCACUGCCGGUGGUGGGGGGACCCAGGCCGGCACCCAGCUUGCGCGGGCAACGCCCCCCCCAUCCCGGCUUUGGGGACAGAUCGCGCGGGCCGAGCGCGCUCUGGGGGACCCCCGCAGACCCGCGGCCCGCGCCCGCCGCGCCUCUGCCCUCCCUGCCCGCAGCUCGGCCCGCGCUGCCCGCCUCGCCGGGCCCGCGCAGGGAUGGGGUAGGGCAGCACUACGGUCCUGGCGAUGGGCCGCCCGCUGGGCGCCGAACAGCCCCCCGAGGCCUGACCGACCGCGAGGACCGAGGGGGGAGAGGAGCCCCGCCCGGAUGACAAGUGGAUGCCCCAGUGCCCACCAGCGGACUCGGUGGGGACCAUGGCUUCGCUGAUGCCCCUCUCCCCAUAUCUAAGCCCCACGGUCCUCCUGCUGGUCAGCUGUGACCUGGGCUUCGUGCGAGCAGACAGACCUCCUUCUCCUGUGAAUGUGACGGUCACUCAUCUUAGAGCCAACUCGGCCACGGUGUCCUGGGACGUCCCAGAAGGCAACAUCGUCAUUGGCUACUCCAUUUCUCAGCAAAGGCAGAAUGGCCCCGGGCAGCGUGUGAUCAGGGAGGUGAACACCACCACGAGAGCCUGUGCGCUGUGGGGCCUGGCUGAAGACAGCGACUACACAGUGCAGGUCAGGAGCAUAGGUCUCCGGGGAGAGAGCCCUCCAGGGCCCCGGGUGCACUUUCGAACUCUCAAGGGUUCUGACCGGCUGCCUUCCAACAGUUCCAGCCCAGGUGAUAUCACAGUGGAGGGGUUGGAUGGAGAGCGACCACUGCAGACAGGGGAAGUGGUCAUCAUUGUUGUGGUGUUGCUCAUGUGGGCUGCUGUAAUUGGACUAUUCUGCCGCCAGUAUGACAUCAUCAAGGACAAUGACUCCAACAACAAUCCCAAGGAGAAAGGGAAGGGACCCGAACAGAGUCCUCAGGAAAGGCCAGUGGGGACAAGACAGAAAAAGUCACCAUCCAUCAACACCAUUGACGUUUGAACAAACCAGAAGAGAAAUGCACUAACAAGCUGGGGAUAGGGAUGGGGUCAGGGAGAGCCUAAGAUGGUGAUCUGUUCAAGACUCCCCAAGAGUACUGCACUCCCACAAUCUCAGGCUGGUACCCAUCCUCUUUUUCCACUGUGAGCAGGGCCAGAAGGUAGGUCUGUUAGGGACUGCAUCCCUGGACCUAGAAGUGGAUGUCAGAUGGAAUAGCUCCCCUCACCCCCCCAGGUCCAGGGGAAGUCACUUGUUCAACCUUAUCCCGUUAGGUCCCACAAAGGGGCCCCAUUUCACCUACAUCAGGACUCUUGGCAUCCCCAGAUGUCCCCAUGUCUUGCCUCUGGGCCUCAGAGAGGGUGGGUACUUGCCCUCCUCCAGUGAAUAAGAGGAAUUGCCUGGGCCUGGGGGCAGAUGCUGCACUGCACUACUCCAAAGUCUUCCACGGAGCCUCUGGUGCUCCCC